AUGUCAGGCAUCACAGAUUUUCUCGGGCGGGCCAUCUCGACGGUCAAGAAGGCCAUCGACGCCGACAACGCCCAAGAGUACGCCAAGGCCUUUCAACUCUAUACCAAUUCCAUCGAGCUCUUCAUCCUCGCGGCGAAGUGGGAGAAGAAUGCAAAGUCCAAGGAGAUGAUACGCCAAAAGGCCGCCGAGUACAUGGACCGCGCUGAGAAGCUCAAGGUGUACCUUGCCGAAGCAGAAGCCAAAACGAACGGCAACGGAAACGGCGGGGGAAAAGCGGGCGGCGGUGGCGGCGGCGGCGGCGGCGGCGGCGCAAAGAAGGAGAAGGCGGCGGGAGGGUUGGACGAGGACACGGAGAAGUUGCGAAAUGCGCUGCAGAGCAUCGUCAUCACGGAGAAGCCCAACGUUCGAUGGGACGAUGUUGCGGGGUUGGAGGAGGCCAAGGAGACGCUGCAGGAGGCUGUUAUCCUCCCGAUAAGGCUCCCGUCCAUGUUUACUGGUAACAGGCAGCCUUGGAGGGGCAUCUUGCUCUACGGACCGCCGGGUACGGGUAAGAGUUACCUUGCCAAGGCUGUCGCGACGGAGACGGGUGGCUCGUUCUUCAACGUGAAGAGUUCCGAUCUCGUUUCCAAGUGGAUGGGUGAAUCAGAAAAACUCAUUAAACAGCUCUUUGCCAUGGCCCGCGAAUCGAAGCCCGCGGUCAUCUUCAUCGACGAAAUCGAUGCCCUGUGCAGUGCCCGAGGUGAGGGCGGCGAAUCCGAAGCUUCUCGACGCAUCAAGACCGAGUUCCUCGUGCAGAUGGAGGGUGUUGAUAACAACAACCAGGGCAUCCUGGUCCUGGGCGCGACCAAUUUGCCGUGGGGUCUGGACUUGGCUAUGAGACGACGUUUCCAGCGCAUCGUCCACAUUGGUCUGCCUGGGCCUGCUGGCCGCGCGAAGUUGUUCCGACUCGCUGUCGGAAACACGCCCUCGACGUUGUCCCCACAGGAUUACAACACGCUUGCGGGCAUGGCGGAGGGAUACUCUGGUAGCGAUAUCACGAAUGUUUUGGUGGAUGGUGCCCAAAGAUACACGCCCUGCUCGCCCGGCGACCCCGAAGCUCUGGAAAUGAGCUACCUUGAUAUCAAGGACGACGAACUCGCGACCCCUCUUGUAGAGCUUCGCGACGUCAUCAAGGCUUUGAAGCAGUCUCAUCCCACAUCGACGCCCGAAUCUCUUCACAAGUACAUUGAGUGGACGCAAACAUCGGGCAGCGAGGGGUCGUAG
This is a messenger RNA of Parascedosporium putredinis, 1263 nucleotides long. The record is from the annotation of a GenBank genome assembly. Lineage: Eukaryota; Fungi; Ascomycota; Sordariomycetes; Microascales; Microascaceae.